AGACUGCUUUGGUGGCCGCUCAAGCCAUGGCCCACACGGAAGAGAUGGCAAGCUGGGAGGCCAAGCUGAAAAAAGCCGAGGAGGACGGGCAACGUUGGAAAGCGCAGUGCCAUGGCCUCGAGCACGACCUCUCCGCCGAAUUGAAGAGCGUGGAAGGCGCGUUCGCCGCCCGUUUGAAAGAGACUCAGGAUGAAGUCGUGUCCAAGGAGAUCCAGCUGAGAGCGGUCACGGCCCAGCUGGCGGACAUGCAGCAACGCAUUGCUGUGGCAGAGAGAGAGGGUGAGGAAAGUCGUCAGAAGCUGGAAGAAGCAGGGCGGAAAGAAGCGCGGCUCGUGCGCGAGAUGGCCGAGAAAUUGGAAGCAGAGAAAGCUCGACGGGUCAAAGAUGUGAUGGACAUGAAGGACCGGGUGGCCCAACGGGCCCAGGAGCAGUUCGCGGUUGCUCAGGAGCACUUUAAUCAAUUAGCCAGCACCUUGGAAGGGAAGGAGGCCGAA
Messenger RNA from Nannochloropsis gaditana CCMP526, 494 nucleotides. RefSeq lists its product as uncharacterized. The annotation marks the transcript as partial. The record is from RefSeq and is a predicted model, not a curated record. The transcript has a single exon.